CUUUGCUGGGACGACCCAAGCUUUCAAAAGCUUAUGUAGUAUUCGACUUUAUAUAUCCUUGUCUGACCUAAAAUUCAGCUUCGCCAGAUUUGGACUUGAUAAUGACUUAUGCUGACACCAUAAAGAAUAUCUUGACGAAUCAUAUUCUAACGCAAGUCUUCUAGAAAUUCUAUAUCCUAUCUUACGUAAGAGUUGAUCGGUAAUUUGGCUGGGGGUUCCACCACCUUGAGUUCACUCGUCCAUUACCCCUGGCGGUUUUGAGGGUUCCCUCAUGUUGUUUUCGUUUUUCUUUCGACCCCUCGGGCCCCGAGCGCUCGAUGCUGUCUGAACUGCCUGCUCUCAAUUUCAUCUACAGUUCGGUCCAUCGAGCGUACCUUAAGGAUACGGCGUGUCAAAGCUCUAUCCUGCCUCUGUCUUAUACAUACCAACCAAAUCUAAAGCUUGGACUUCAGCGGGUCGUUUCCAUCCUCAUCCGAGAUAGGUUUCGCAAUUGCUGGCGACAGCAAUCGGUUGCGUCCCUUGGGGUGGGAGCAACGCAUACAAUAUGCGCUCUCUUACGAACUUGCUGAACAUUGCGUGCGCUACCCCACCACCUACAUUAGCACGGGAUGACUCUCGUCCCAAGGAAAAUGUCGUCCUCGCAGAUUGUACUGGGUCACAGAACUCAAGUCAAUUAUCAUCCGAAGUCUCAUACUUCAAUCAACUUCCAAAUAACCAGCCAAGUGACAUCGCACCCGUAACUGAUGGGCAAUACCGCGAUUGGGCAAAUACGACAACGUCGGCAUACUUCACCGAUACUGGGACGACAUUCAAAGCUGUAUUAGGAGAGCGUGGUAACGCAGGCGACUACGCAGGAAUAGGAAACAACGGUUACGCGAACUUCUCGUGUUGGCAAAUGGAGUCAACGUACUUGUAUAGUCAUGACGGCAAAAAUUGUUUUGCGACAUACGAGUGCAAUCACCUGACAUCCCCAAUUCCUAUUCCGUCAGCCUCACCUCCCGCGGCUACAACAUCAUCGACAGCAACAUCGACUCCAGUAGCUAGCUCAGGCCUGUCAGUAGGCGCUAUAGUUGGUCUCAGUAUCGGAGUAGCCGCUGGGGCAAUACUAAUCGCAGCCGUGGUUGGUUUCUUGAUAUGGCGAUAUCGACGCUUGAAGAAACAAAGUGAAGCCGCUACUAGCCCCCAAGAUCCAAGACUGGAGGCCGGUCAAACCGGAACACCAAAAGGACCACCACUAACGAAUACAAUAUGGCAGGGGCCAGGAGCGAGGGAGUUGGAAGCACCACAAGUUUACCAUGAGCUACAUAAUAUUAAUCGCCCCGUCGAGAUUCAAAGUGCCCUUGUAAGAAGCGAGUUGGAUGGAUCUAAUACAAGGGUAGAGCUUCAUUCUCAUGACUUACCUCCUCGAUAUGAAUUCGGGAAUCCGAUAUCUCCUGAAGCUUACGGAUGCAACAAAGGGCCUGUUUAUCACGUCAAUGGUGUAGAUGGAUAGGACGAAUUUCUUGGAUGGUGUUAAAAGGGGUCACUAUUCUAGGAAAUGAUUACUUUCAACGGGCACACUGUUCUUCCACGAGCACGGGAUUCUAGGCUAAGCUAAAAUAAUUUCGCAGAGGAACUCACAGAGAUCAGCUUAGAGUUUACCAUGGAAGGUUGAGGGAGACUGAAUGGAGUAUGCACUCCUAUCAGCGGUCUUCAUCAAAAUAUUCCAUGGGUCCUAAAUUGAUACAACCAAUCUGGCUGGUCCUAUAUUGGGAGCGGGGAUUUUGGACAUGCACCGCAAGAAUGCCAACAUAUUCCUCAGUUAGUCAAUGAGCCAUGACUUAGGGGAAGGAGCUAUGAAAUGUACAUAGAAACGAUUUCAUGAGAAUUGAAUCGAGAAAGAUCUCCAAACAAGUCCAAAGGCCCUUACUCAUGCCGUGUUACGCAAACCUUGGUUAUCCAUACCCCUUUUUUUAUUAGUACCUGAUAUGCUCUGGUCCAACUCUAUUACUUUCAUCGCUCUCUCUACUACUCUUGUUGGGACAUGUCGAAACUUUCGGUGAAGCCCCUAGGAACAAAUUAACUAUGCACAUCUAAUCUCCGCUGAUAUGACCAUGUGACACUUAGAUGAUAUUCCGCCAGAUCUGACUCAAUCAUAACAGCAGCUGAAUUGUU
Molecule: messenger RNA, 2154 nt
Organism: Daldinia loculata
Lineage: Eukaryota; Fungi; Ascomycota; Sordariomycetes; Xylariales; Hypoxylaceae
Exons: 3
Coding region: 545-1492 (315 amino acids)
Source: RefSeq, a predicted model, not a curated record